AUGAAUUCAGUGCCUGGAAGUGCUGUGGUUUCACAAGAAAAACCGUCUUCUAGUUUGGCUUCGGUUCCGGCCACAUCUCAUCAUCCAGUGGUCAAAAAUGAAACUGUGAACACUCUGUCAGAAGCAGGUUCAGAUGAUAAGGAAGCUGAUACAGAACUGGAUCAGGAUUCGGAGCACGCUGGUAGCUCUGGUUUGGUACCGAUUCCAAAGAAAUCGAGGCUCAUUAAGACUGAUAGACCAAGACCUUUCUUAUGUCCUAUUUGUACCAGGGGGUUCGCUAGACAAGAACAUCUAAGAAGACAUGAAAGGUCCCAUACCAACGAGAAGCCCUUCUUAUGCGCUUUCUGUGGUAGGUGUUUUGCAAGAAGAGAUUUGGUACUUAGACACCAGCAGAAGUUGCAUGCUUCGUUGAUGGAUCAGGACAAAGAUGCAGAUAUCGUUUCUGCUUCAAAGGAUUUAAAAGUUCAUUACUCUGCUCGUCAUAUCAUCAAGAAACCAGGGAACAAGGAAACAGUGCUGCCGACACCAGAUUUAAUACUGACAUCGAUACAAGGACAGUCUCAGUCCAAGCCGCAGUCUCAGUCUCAAUCUCCGCGCUCUCACUCAAAUUCGUUUAAGACUGAGGGAAGACCCGCAUCAUCGGUAGAUAUAGACAAACCUUCUCAUCAUCCAUCGGUUCCGCCUCAGGAUUCUAAACCAUCGGAACAUGGAGUCGCAUCGAACCAACCAAAGAAAAGGAAAAGACACGCCUCGUUCUCCGCUUCGACAAAUGUCUCAUACACGCAGAAAAAGGAUGUCCCACAGAUUAUCAAAGACGAACUGAACGAUAUCCCCCAUCAGGUUGGCUUCUCGACACCUCAACUUACAGCUCAGGAGCUAUUCGAUAAAGCACUGGAAUCUGGAUUGGAUCUUGAUAUGAUGCUAGCUCCAGAAUUCAUGCUAUCCGAACCGAGUGUACCGAUAAAUACCAACCCAGCCUCUGCAUCUCAACAACUGCAACAGCUGCGGCAGCAACAACAUCAGCAACUUCAACAUCAGCAGCAUCAGCAGCAUCAGCAACAUCAACAUCAACACUGCCAACAUGAAGGGAACUAUGGAGUACGCCAUUCGCAACUUGCGGCUCACCCCGCAAACGCUAGCUCUGCACCAGAGGACGGAAAUAUGAGAAUAGAUCUGGGACAAGUUUCCAAAGAUCUGCAUAGCAAGCAUCAGUUUCCUGCCGGUUUAACUCCACUAAUCUCUGAUCUUUUGACUAUGAGAUCCGCUACUGCCGGUGUUGGUGGGUUUGUUGACCUCAACGUUGAGCAAAAUUUGGAUUAUUUCAACUACAAGGGCAAUUCCGAUGAUCAACAUAAUUCAGCACAAUCGACCCAUAAUGGUGCCAUGCAACGCCGUGUCCCAAGUGUUAGCACCGGUGAAAAACGCUUUAGGACAUCCUCCAAUAUCCCUCAACACCAUGGCAACGUGCCAUCCUUGGUACCGACCACAAUUGGUGCACCCAAAAAUGAUGUGCAUAUAUCAGACAACCAUACUUCAGAGUUGAUUCAUGAAUUCAUAAACAACAUGAGUCCACAAAACCCACCCGGCGCUGUUAACAACCAUGUUCAGCGCUCUGUCGGUAAUACACCCCAGCUGCACCAGCAGCAAGUGGUCACCAGCUCUACUGGCAUGCCUGAGGAACAACAGCAGCUUUAUAGCCCGCAUGACGAACAUUGGCUUUCAGAAUUCAUCAACACCCAAAUUGAUGGUAAUUUUAAGGUCAACAUGACAAGUUUCAAUGAAAUUGGGUUCCCUGCAACCUCGUCGUCUUACAUGAACUCCCUAUCUAAUAGUCCAAUGGUUAAACAUAACUCUUCGAGCACUUUGGGUUCGCAACGAAAUCAGUUACCAGAUCAGCAGCUGCAACAAGCAUUAUCAAAGUCCAGCUAUUCAGCUGCAUCUGCCGCUGUAUCUCAAGAAAUGUCUACAUCUGCAUCAAUAAACCAGCCUCCAUCGCAAACUGGCACUCCUCAGGAUAUAUCCUCACUCUUCAAAUCUAGGCAAGUGGACUUAUUCAAAAAAAUAAUGGACAGUAAUGGUAUAUCAACUCCAGGACUUUCACCAAAUUCUUUGUGCAAUGGCUCCAAACCGCGGAAAGGCAGCCGACUUGUCUUCUUCGAUGAACCAUUGCGUCAAAAAAUUCUAUCAGAGAAUAAUUUACUAUCAACCCAAUUUCCUACUUUAUCGGAAUUGAACACUUACGCGAAUUUGUACCAAGAUGAAUUUCACAAAUACUUCCCCUUCAUUCAUUUACACAGUAUUAAGCCUUCGAUGGAAAUAUAUCCUCUACUUUUAUCGAUAUGUGUAAUCGGUGCAUUAUAUGGAUUCCAUUCUUCUCAUGCAAUGCUUCUCUUCAACAUUUCAAGAUUCCACAUCAGAGAAUAUCUAGAAAGAACAAAGGAUCAUCAUCAUGAAACACCACUUUGGAUUAUUCAAUCUAUGGUUCUUUUGAUCUUCUUGGGGAUUUUUAAUAAUGAUAUGACCAUCACACAAACUAUGAACACCCAAAUCAUGUCGUUAAUCGAGUUAGUGAAGUUGAAACAGUUAAAUUUACCACUUGAAAAUAUAAUGCCACUUCCAAUCGAGAGUGACCACUUAAUGGAGUAUCAAGACUACCCAGAAUUACAAGAACAAAUACGGAAACAGUAUAGAACUAAAGAACAAAUGGAAAAGAAUUUCCAAUACUUUAUCAAAGCACAAUCUAGAAUUAGAACGUGCCAUACCAUUUUAUUAAUUUCGAACCUUUUCACUUCUUUGGUUGGUUUAGACUGCUGUUUCCAUUCAAUUGAUUUGAAAUGCGGUAUUCCUUGCUACAACGAACAGUUAUACUUCUGUGAAAAUUCAGCUGAAUGGACAGAACUGUUAGUAAAUGAUCAUAUUGAAUUGGACUCGAAAUUCUCUCUAAUUCAAUUGUCAAAUGGUAAUGAGACCUACAAGAACUGUUUGAUAUAUUUAACCAAUGGACAUCAAUUUUUCUAUGACAAUAAAAAAGUGUCAUUCAAAACUCUUUUGUCUCUUCUAAUAUCCAUUCACGAAAAGAUCUUCCUUGAAAGAUACAGCUUGAAAAGAGAAACCAAUGUUCAACUUUUAGAAAUGAAGUGGAGAAUGACUUCCCGUCCUAUCAUUGAAUCUCUUAUAAAGUUCUGGGAAGCCCUAUAUUUGAAGAAUGGUGGUAUAUUGCAGCCAAAUGAAAAUAACAUUCAGCUCAUUAACAACAAUCCAGCUCUCCGUUUAAUAAUUCCUCUACAUUCUUUUGCAAAAAUGAGGAAGUGUAUUAGUCUUACAUCUGUUAUGAAUAAGAUCUGGUUGAAAGACUGGCAGGCUAUGAACCUUGAUCUCGAGAAUUCGUAUUUAGACUGGGAGUCCUUGAGGGAAGCGACAGAUUACGGCUUGAACAUUGUCAAAUUUUGGAUUGAUACUGUCGCCAUUGUGAAAAACGCGGAGAAAACCUCCAUAAGAACUCCAAUCUUCUCAAUAACAUGUGUCUUUUCUGCAAUUCUCACCAUUGCUGAAUUUUUGAAGAGAAUGGAGAGAAAGGCUUUGAGCUGGAAACAUAAUCAACUGCGUAGAACUUCAAGUUCAACGACUUCGUUCAUGAACUAUGUUGACAGAACUAUUUGGCUAAAAUCUGAAAUGAUUUUAAAGAAGGUGGAGACGCAUCUUCUACCAAAAGGCUACAACAUGCAAUCAUAUGCCGAAUUUUUGAGAUUACAGGCAAACGGUGCUCUAGACGUUGAAGUACUAGAUGAUGAACUCGCGAAGCGUGCAAUGGAUCCAAACACAGAUAUAAAUGAAACGAUGCAAGUUGUUCAACAAGCUCGUCUUUCAUCAAGAUCCCUAUACCUAGGUGUCAGAAUUCUGGGUGACGCCCCCAUCUGGCCAAUCGCUUUAUUAUUCGCGCACGCUCUACAAGCGAGAGCUAUAUACAACGUUUCACAUACUUCACGUUACGAAUUAUGA
Molecule: messenger RNA, 3999 nt
Organism: Kluyveromyces lactis
Lineage: Eukaryota; Fungi; Ascomycota; Saccharomycetes; Saccharomycetales; Saccharomycetaceae
Gene: TDA9
Product: Tda9p
Exons: 1
Coding region: 1-3999 (1332 amino acids)
Biological process (GO): regulation of transcription by RNA polymerase II
Cellular component (GO): chromatin
Molecular function (GO): RNA polymerase II cis-regulatory region sequence-specific DNA binding; DNA-binding transcription factor activity, RNA polymerase II-specific
Source: RefSeq, a predicted model, not a curated record